Messenger RNA from Nanorana parkeri, 2061 nucleotides. RefSeq names its product HEAT repeat containing 3 (gene HEATR3). The transcript has 15 exons. The record is from RefSeq and is a predicted model, not a curated record. Bases 12 to 2036 code for a protein of 674 amino acids. Lineage: Eukaryota; Metazoa; Chordata; Amphibia; Anura; Dicroglossidae. Gene Ontology annotation, biological process: ribosomal large subunit biogenesis; protein import into nucleus.
CUUGACUGAUCAUGGGGAAGAGCCGGUCUCGAAGGUUUAAGCCGGUGGUGUAUGCUCCUACCGCAGCUGUCAAACAGGAGACAGAUCCCGAAGAUCCGGCGGAGGGGGAGUCACUACAUGCCGAAGACCUUCUGCACAAAUUGCAGAGCCCCUGUCCGGAGGUCAGGGAAUUUGCUUGUGCCAACAUCUCCAAGCUUGUCCAGCAAAGACAAGUCAUCCCUUCUUUUCUACAGAAAGAUGCAGUUAGAUGCCUUGGACCAUUGUUACUUGAUAAAUGUAUGGCGGUGCGUGAAACAGCAGCUGGGGCCCUACGGAACUUAAGCACAUGUGGAGGCUUUGAAGUAUGUGAUGACAUGGUGACCAGAGAUAUCAUGACCCCGUUAGUGGCUCUAUUAAGAGAGUGUUCCCCUGGUUUAGAUUCUAACCUGGAGCCAUCAAUGAACGGCAAAGACUUACCAAAGAACUAUGCUGAAGAUAUUGCAAACCAGGCUAUUAAUGUUCUGUGGAAUAUGUGUGAAAGCAAUAGUAAAGCCCUAUCCGUCUUUAACAAGGAAAACUGUGUGGAUAUUGUUAUCCAGUGCCUAAACAAGUUCCCAACAAACCUGGAGCUAGCAAUUUCUGCAGCCUACUGUCUGCAGACAGUCACUGAAGAUAAUUCCGAUUUGUUGGCCUCUUUGGAUGCUGCCUACCUGCAGACACUGGAAUCUGUGCUUGGAAAUACUGCAACUACAAUGGAGAUGCAACUUUUAAAAACGUUGGUUGCAGGUACUGUUUGGAACUUAAAAGAAAGGAUCCCUCCCCGCAGCCAGGCCGACUCUAUAAAUGCUAUAUUGAGGAUACUGUCAGAAGUGCUGUCUCUGGAUGCUGGGAAAUUCAUUGUUAAGAUGAAAGAAGUUGAAUCGCUGCAUUUGAAAGCAGCAGAGUCAGAGGUUGAAGCACAAGAAGCUGCAGCAAACCUUGAAGAAAUCUCCUUGAAUGAAGAUGGUGUGAAUAAAGGCACCGGUCGUGCAGAUUUUUCUGACUUGAAUCCAGUGUCCAAUAAUGAGCUCAAGCAAGCUUCUUGUUUGUUGGUGGCUCAGAAAUCUGCGCUGGAAAUGAUUGUUAACAUGUGCUGCAGUAAUGAUCCAUCUGAUGAUGAAUGGGAAGAGCUCUCUAGCAGUGAUGAGAGUGACUUGGGCUUGGAGAAAUCUGUGGCCGAUGGAGGCCAGCUUCUUACUCCACUGUGCUUGUCUGCUGAAGUGCACUCGGCUCUCCUUGGUCACUUCAUACCGAAAAAGGUUUUUGAAAAGACUUGGUUUCCUGAUGGUAACGCACUACAGAUCUGUUCACAGAAUGCAACAUGGAAGCCAUUAAUUACAAAGAUGUAUACUGUACAGUGCCGGGCUCUGACUAGUUUGCAUAACAUGUUGUCAGCGUUGGACAUAGAGAGUCUUGGAGGAGCUUCUGCAUUACAGGAACUUUCUAAGCACCUCUCACAAUUGGUCUUCACACAAACUGAUAUUCCAAAACGGGAUGAAUUUUUAGAAGCUGCAAGCAGUGCAUUGCGAGCACUACUAGAAACAAUGGCCUCUAAAGGAAUACCACAGUGUAUGACCCCAGAACAAGUCAUGAGCUUUGGUGAAGGUUGUGUCUCCAGCAAUAACAGCAGUACAAGGGUGAAUGCAGUCAGUAUUAUGGGGAUCACAGGCAGCGUACUGGCUAAGAGUGGAAACACAUCAGAAAAACUGAAGUUGAUAGGAAUCUUCCUUCUUGGAGUUGCCAGUAAUGAUUCUUCUCUGGUGGUUUCUGGAGGAGCACUGGAUGCCAUUUUUGAUGUAUUUGCUGAUGGUGAUGAAGCGGAGAAGGCUGCUGUGGAGAUAAAGUUACUUCAAGCCCUAAAGAAAAUUCAGCCAGCUUUCAAAUCAAAGAUCCGAAAAGAAGGCAGAGAGAAAUACAGUAUAGACCAGUUGUGCGUCCUAGACAAUGUCAGAACGAAUCUCAGACGUUUCAUUUCUUACCAGGAAACUGUAGAGAAAAAACUCUCAAAGGCUAAAUGAAAACAGGUUAUAUUUUCAGGUGAAA